ACUGAUUCAUUAUUCGUCGACUAACUUUCAAGGAAUAAAAUGUUCUACUCAGUUUGUAUAUUCAGUGUUGUAGUGUUUGGAUUUAGUGCAGCAGAAGAAUUCCCACUUCCACCUCUAACCAUCUGUGAACAGAAUUCAACUAAUUACUUCAAUUGCUUAAAACUUGCGAUACAGGAAGCAUGGCCACAAUUUGUUAAAGGACUUCCAGAAUUCGAUUUUCCACCUCUGGAUCCGAUAACUUAUGAAUUCGGUGAAGCUACGUUUGAUGUAGGUAUGGUACAUGGAGACAUAAAAAUAUCAAACUUCACUAGUAAGGGUUUAGCAAAAACUCGUUUCAUUGGUGUGAGAACGCAUUUUCUUAAUAACAAUUUCCGUUUGGAAAUUGACGUACAAAUACCAAAAAUAGCUGGAACUGGUAAAUGUGACGCAGUAGGUACUAUAGGAGGAAUAAGAAUGGGUGGCAAAGGGCACUUCAACAUAACUAUGGAAGAUCUCCAAGGAGCGUGGAUUUUACAAGGCCAGGUCGCAAAUGAUAGAUGGACUGUGGAACAUGUUCAUGUAACUCCUUCAGUCAAAAAAAUGCAGCUGUAUUUUGACGAUUUCUUUGACGGCAAUAAAGAGCUCAAUGAUCUUGCCAUGAUGUUUGCAAACGAAUACUGGCCGCCAAUAUAUCGUGCAAUGUUGCCAAUAACAUCCGAAGCAUGGGAUCCAUGGUUGUGUGAUUUGGUCAAUCGCUUCUUUUCGAAAGUUUCUUUUACGAAAAUAUUUCCAUAAUUCCAUAUUUAUAUAUUUUUUAAAAAUAUUUAUUAAUAAAAAAAUUAAUUUA
This is a messenger RNA of Linepithema humile (Argentine ant), 826 nucleotides long. RefSeq lists its product as uncharacterized. NCBI's taxonomy places the organism in Eukaryota, Metazoa, Arthropoda, Insecta, Hymenoptera, Formicidae. The record is from RefSeq and is a predicted model, not a curated record.